Molecule: messenger RNA, 3249 nt
Organism: Jaculus jaculus (lesser Egyptian jerboa)
Lineage: Eukaryota; Metazoa; Chordata; Mammalia; Rodentia; Dipodidae
Gene: Syde1
Product: synapse defective Rho GTPase homolog 1
Exons: 8
Coding region: 16-2238 (740 amino acids)
Biological process (GO): signal transduction
Source: RefSeq, a predicted model, not a curated record
GGGCCCGGGGCCAGCAUGGCCGAGCCUCUGCUCAGGAAGACCUUCUCCCGCCUGCGGGGCCGCGAGAAGCUCGCCCGGAAAAAGUCCGACGCCAAAGAGCGCGGCCGCCCAGCCCAGCACAUAGAGCCCACUCCCCCAGAGCCGGAGCCGCAGGCCUUGCAAGUGUCCCAGGCCGGAGCGGAGGGGCCCCCCAGUCCUGAGGCUCCCCGGAGCCCCGCACGAGGCGCCUACCUGCAAACCCUGGAGCCCAGCAGCCGCCGGUGGGUGCUAGGUGGGGCCAAACCGCCGGAAGAGGCGGCUUUGGGGCCCGGAACACCUGGCAGUGGAGAGCCUGCUGGUGAGAUCUGGUACAAUCCCAUCCCGGAGGAAGACCCCAGAACCCCAGCGCCUGAACCCUUGGGAUCACAGCCAGCCUCCCCUGAGCCAGAAGGCCCGAACCUCCAAGGUGCAGCUUCGGGCAGCCCCCCAACCAAGACCUCCCGCGCCAAGUCCCCUGGCCCGGCCAGGCGUCUGUCCCUGAAAAUGAAGAAACUGCCCGUCCUGCGGCGUCGCCUGAGCCUACGAGGCUCCCGCACGGGCCGGGAUCGAGACCGCGAGCGGGACGGGGCCGCCCCGGCGGGCUCGGUCAUCAGCCGGUACCACCUGGACAGCAGCGUGGGGACCCCGGGCAGGGCUUCGGUGGCCGGAGGCGCACGGAGCCCAAGGGCUGGCUACCUCAGCGACGGUGAUUCGCCCGAACGGUCCACGGGACCACCAUCGCCCACCGCCUUCCAGCCCUAUGAGGUGGGCCUCGCUGCCCCCCGGGGACCCCCCGCUGCCCUCUGGGGUCGCCUAAGCCUCCACCUGUACGGGCUGGGGGGCCUGCGGCCGGCCCCCGGAGCCACCCCCAGAGACCUCUGCUGCCUGCUGCAAGUGGAUGGGGUGGCCCAGGCCAGAACUGGGCCGCUCCGAGCAGGACCCGACUUCCUGAGGCUGGACCACACCUUCCACCUGGAGCUGGAGGCUGCCAGGCUGCUGCGGGCCCUGGUGCUGGCCUGGGACCCGGGCGUGAGGCGGCACCGGCCCUGCGCACAGGGCACGGUGCUGCUGCCCUCCGUUUUCCGAGGAUGCCAGGCCCAGCAACUGGCAGUCCGCCUGGAGCCCCAGGGUCUGCUCUAUGCCAAGCUGACCCUGUCGGAGCGGCAGGAAGCACCGGCCACACCCGAGCCCCGCGUCUUCGGACUUCCCCUGCACCUGCUGGUGGAUCGCGAACGUUCCCCGGGCCAGGUGCCUGUCAUCAUCCGCAAAUGCGUUGGACAGAUUGAGCACAGAGGACUGCGGGUGGUGGGACUGUAUCGGCUGUGUGGCUCGGCAGCUGUGAAGAAAGAGCUGAGGGACGCCUUUGAGAGGGACAGCAGCGCCGUCUCUCUCUCUGAGGACGCGUACCCUGACAUCAACGUCAUCACGGGCAUCCUUAAGGAUUACCUACGAGAGUUACCCACGCCUCUCAUCACCCAGCCGCUGUACCAAGUGGUGCUGGAAGCCAUGGCUCAAGGACACUCAGGAAGGGCUUCCCUGGGUCCUGAGGGCACCCGAGGGCUCCUCAGCUGCCUGCCCGAUGUGGAGAGGGCCACGCUGACGCUGCUCCUGGACCACCUGCGCCUCGUCUCCGCCUUCCACGCGCACAACCGCAUGACCCCGCAGAACCUGGCCGUGUGCUUCGGGCCGGUGCUGCUGCCCGCACGCCAGGCGCUCGCCCUGGCCAGGCCGCGCGCUCGGGGCUCCGGGGCCGGCGUCAGCGGCGCCGUGGACUUCAAACGCCACAUCGAGGUGCUGCACUACCUGCUCCAGUCCUGGCCAGACACCCGCAGGCCCCCGGAGCCUCAGAACACGACUCCACACUUGCGGCCCGAAGAACAGGCGCCGCUGGCGGGGCCCGGGGUGGUGACCCGGCCACGAGGCCGCAGAGGCCCGGAGAGCCCUCCAAGCAAUCGCUACGCAGGCGACUGGAGCAUCUGCGGGCGAGACUUCCUCUCUGGGGCGGACUACGACCACGUGACAGGCAGCGACAGCGAUUUGGAGGAGGAGGAGGACGAGGAGGAGGAGGAGGAGGAGGAGAUGGCAGGGCCGGGCGGCAGUGCCGACUUCGAAGACGAAUUCGACGCGCCCUUCAACCCUCACCUGAACCUCAAAGACUUUGAUGCCCUCAUCCUGGACCUGGAGAGAGAACUCUCCAAGCAGAUCAACGUGUGCCUCUGAGCCCCCCCCCCGCCCCCAGCACCCACCCGGCAGUGGGGUGCGAGCCUGGCUAUGAAGGACUUGAUUCCUGGUCGUCAAGGACCAGGGUCGGGAUUGCUAAAGCAGUGUCCGUGGUCCCGGCUGACCUGACCUGUUGCUCAGGCCGAGCUCCUGGUUGUUGCUCGGGAGUUGCUAAGGGACCAGCCUCCAGUGCGCACCUGGCAUCAUUCCGUAUCUAGGGCCUGGGCACUAGUUGCAAAGGCCUGGCAUGGUGGGGUUUUAAGAACUUUUGUGGGGCAUCUUUCCUGAGCAUCAGGGCUUCUCAACUGCCAAGGGAAAAAAAAAAAAAAGGCAGGUUUCCUGCUUGGGAGAUUGGCCUCUUACCUCCCUUUGGAGGGAGGAACUCCAGUCACCAAGAGUGCCACCCUGGGGUGCUAAGACAUCCCGAGUCAGUCCUCUUGCUGCCAACCGAACCAGUAUUAGCUUUGAACAUUGCACUCUCUCUCCCCCAGCAUCCCCUUGGAGGAUCUAAAGUCUACCACGAGCCGGCUGUUUGAGGAGAGCAGCCCCAAAUCUGAGCUCCGUCUAGGAGGGCAACCUGGGGUUCCCUCUCCUCCCUCUUCCGGGGCAGGCUCCAUAGUCAGUCCCAAUCAGCACAGGGGAGUAUCUCCCUCCCUUUCCCAGCCGCUGCCCCCCACCCCUGAAAAUUCUGAGCACUUAACCCCUUCCUUUUUGGGGGGGGGAGACCCUGCCUGUAGCAUCAGGCUGGGGGCACUUUGGUACGGAAAGUAUUUAUUGUCUCCAUGCACGGGUGUGUGUGUGUGUGGGUGGGUGGGUGCGUGUGUGUGCACGUGUGUGUGUGUGUGUGAAGACUCCGACGUGCAUGGCCCGUCUGGGGUGGACACGUGGGACUCUCAGGACCACAGAGUGGGGCAGGACUCGCCAGGCCGAGGCCCCCUGAAAUCCACAGUAAUCAAGUGGGACCUCCUCUCUCUCACCUCUGUCUUUGUGGACAAUAAAUCGGUAUAUGCA